AUGAAGUUUGGCCGCAAUCUGCCCCAAUUCACGGUGCCAGAAUGGAGCGCCUCGUACAUCAAGUACAAAGCGCUGAAGAAACUGAUCAAGUCCGCGGCCGAGCAGAUCAAGACCGGCCAAGAACCCGAUCUAGCUGGAUUCUUCUACUCUCUGGAUCGCAAUGUCGAGGAUGUUGAUUACUUCUACAAUAAAAAAUACGCCGAGUAUGCCCGACGGUUAAAGCUACUGGAGGAUCGCUAUGGCUACUCAAUGGAAGGACGUCAUCGCUUGGAGCCCGAAGACCGUCAUGAUCUCCGAGAGGCCCUGCUUGAUCUGCGGUACCACUUGCGGCGCUUACAGUGGUAUGGAGAGGUCAAUCGCCGGGGCUUUGUGAAGAUCACCAAGAAAUUGGACAAGAAGGUCGGCGCCCAGGCUCAGAAGCGGUAUCUAGAGACCAAGGUGGACCCCACACCCUUUGCAACCAAUUCCCGUGCGAUCAAGGCCCAGGAGCGCAUCAAUGCCUGGAUGGCCGUCAUCACGGAGCAGUCCAAGACGGACGAGAAGAGGGCGGACGAUGCCAGUUCGACCCAUUCUUCUUUGUCCCUCAAACGAGGCCCCACGCGGCCUUAUCUGAAUUUGCCAAGAGAGGUGGUGACUGCGGUGGAUGAUGCCUUGCGCAAGGACGACGUGCAUGUCUUGCUGGAGUUGCUCGAGACUUUGAAAGCGGCCGCCGAAGACGCGGGUGAAGGUCUAUUUCCCAAAGUGUUGAAGGCUUUGAUUCAGCGAGCCAUCGUGCACCGCGCUCGCCAGUGUCUGUCUGCUCUCUUGCCCAAAGUUGACACCCUCGAGGAGGACGACGAUAUCAAUCGGCGCAACUGCCUGCAUCGGCUGGUCAUCUCGAUGGGGCGAGUGCAAUCCACAGGCGAUUCGGAGCCCACGGCAUCUUUGGUCCUCGAUUUCCCGCCUGAGACGAGUAGAUACAUUACUCCCGCAGCGCCUCCAACCCUCCAGCCUCCACGCUCUGUGGUCAAAGAAGCCGACUCCUCGCAACAGCUCGGGCGGGAUGAUCCCGCAGUCAUUGUCUUCGAGCAUUUACUUGAUGGAAUGCGCCCAAGCCAGCGGCCGUCCCUACUCGCAAAAGACCUUUCUGGUCGUACUCCUCUUCACUACGCCGCCCAAUAUGGGUUCAAGGACGUCUGCCAGGUGAUUGUCGAGCACUUGAAAUCAUGGGGAAUGUUUGACGUCCGGGAAGGGAUUGACGGUACCUUGUGGCAAGACAAUGAUGGCUGGGCCCCGUUGCACUUGAGCGUGGUUGGUGGCCACCCAAAGACCACCCGCUACCUGCUGGAAGCUGAGAACUGGAAGGAAUCGCACGCUGCGGGGGAUCGUGUGCGAAAACAGUGCCCCAAAUCCUCUGCUGUGCUGGCGCUGGCCACCAAGGCCAACUUUGUGGAUAUCGUCCAGUUGCUGGUGGACGCUGGUGUCAACAUCAAUUACCAAGAUGAGCAGGGAGAGACGGCCCUGCACGUCGCCGCUCGUUUUGGUCAUGACGAAUGUGCGCGGAUUUUGUUAGAGGGGACCGAAGAUCAGAAAGCAAACCCUGAGCUGGCGGAGAACACCUAUGCCUGGACCCCGCUGUUCAUCGCAUGCGUCGACGGUUCUCUGAGCGUGGCCCAGCUGCUCGUGGAAGCUGGUGCAGACGUCGACCGUUUUGACUCUUCUGGAUGGACGGCCAAGGAACAUGCUGCACUGCGUGGUCACCUGGCUAUCGCUCGAUGUCUCGCCGAAGUCAGCCCUGGCCUCCCCGCCAGCGAGCCUGAGCCCAUUCCUGUCCCCACCGACCGACUGUCCCCAGCAUCCUCAUCACCACCAAGUCAGUCGUCCUUGACCGACCGACGAUCCAAUACCCCAGGACCAACGUCGACGAGUAACUUUCGAAAUGCGGAGCCGAUCAAAACCUUUGGUCAUCGUUAUCUCACCGACGAGACCAUGAUCUUAGUCAGUUUAGGCACGAUGGACAUGCGUAAACCGCUGGAGACCGUCAGCCUGGAUCAGAUUCCAAUGGAAAACGCCCACGCCACGCAGCUGGACACGGCACUUUCGAUGGUGGUUACCGCGAGCGGCGCUCACGGAGAGCCCGAAGUCAUUGAUCUCCCUGUUCAGGAGAAUAUCUCCACGGAGCCCAUCGUAUUCCACACGACGGAUCUGAGGAAAGUUCGGCUUCUCUUCGAUUUGGUUCCCACCUAUUCUGGAUCCAAAGACCGUAUAGUCGGUCGUGGCGUCGCCCUCCUCUCCAGCAUCAAACCAGAAGUGGGCUCUCAGCGGAUCAAUCUCAAAGGCGAUUCUACCAUUCCUAUUGUCGCUGCCAACACCCUGGAGGUCAUCGGCUCCGUGACUUUCAAUUUUCUGGUUAUCACACCCUUCAAGCAUCCAAAAAUGUCAAUUACGGGCAAUCAGACCUACUGGCGGUCUAUGAGCUCCACGAUGGUCAUUGGUCACCGAGGUCUCGGCAAGAACAUGGCCAGUCGAAAAUCGCUUCAGCUGGGCGAGAACACCAUCCAGUCGUUCAUUGCUGCUGCGAACCUGGGUGCCUCUUACGUCGAGUUUGACGUUCAACUUACAAAGGACCACGUUCCCGUCAUUUAUCAUGACUUCCUCGUCAGCGAGACAGGUAUUGACGCCCCGGUGCACACCCUAACGCUCGAUCAAUUCUUGGAACUUGGCAAGAGUCGACAGCGGACCGUGCUCCCCCGCAGCGUUGAUGUGCAGGGAGCGACCACACUUGGCUCGCGUCCACGAUCCAUGUCGGUGGGUGGAUCCGAGUACGAUCCAACCGAGUUGACGGAGAAAAUCAAGCACACUCGCGAUUACAAGAAGAAGGGUUUCAAGGGAAACACUCGUGGUGAACACAUCCAAGCCCCAUUCGCCACCCUGGAGGAGCUUUUCAAGAAGAUCCCCAAGCCCGUGGGCUUCAACAUCGAAUUGAAGUACCCCAUGCUCCAUGAGAGCGAAGAGGAGGAGAUGGACACAUACGCUGUCGAAUUGAAUUCCUUUGUGGAUACCAUCCUCACCAAGGUCUAUGAUCUUGGUGGCGGCCGUGAUAUUCUAUUCUCGAGCUUCAACCCGGACAUUUGUCUCCUCUUGUCUUUCAAGCAGCCCUCGAUUCCAGUCCUCUUCCUGACUGAUGCGGGUGCCUCUCCUGUCGGGGACAUUCGGGCGAGCAGUCUUCAGGAAGCCGUUCGCUUCGCUUCCCGAUGGAAUUUGCUGGGUAUCGUUUCUCAGGCCGAGCCCCUGGUUCUGUGUCCACGUCUCGUCCGCAUCGUCAAGGAAUCCGGUCUGGUCUGUGUGUCCUACGGCACGCUCAACAACGAUGGGGCCAAUGUGGACUACCAAGUUGCGGAAGGCAUCGAUGCCGUUAUUGUCGACUCUGUCCUUGGCAUCACCAACGGUCUCAUUCAGCGCCAAAACAAGGGGGAGCGGACCCCGGGACCUUCUCCCAUCCCGGCACCCGUUGCUGACAAGUCUGCCAUUCGGGUUCCCAUUCUUGAACAAGUCAAGCCCAACGAAAACAUUCCUGAUCCUGACCCGGCAGCCAACGUUUAG
Messenger RNA from Penicillium oxalicum, 3582 nucleotides. RefSeq names its product glycerophosphocholine phosphodiesterase. Gene Ontology annotation, biological process: glycerophospholipid catabolic process. Bases 1 to 3582 code for a protein of 1193 amino acids. The transcript has 4 exons. NCBI's taxonomy places the organism in Eukaryota, Fungi, Ascomycota, Eurotiomycetes, Eurotiales, Aspergillaceae. The record is from RefSeq and is a predicted model, not a curated record. Gene Ontology annotation, molecular function: protein binding; glycerophosphocholine phosphodiesterase activity.